UUGUGUGCAUACCCUGGGGAAGCACAGUGAGGGCAAACUGCCGAAUGGACAGUUCAAUUCUGGCUCCAUCCUCUGCUUCCUCCUCCUCCUCCUCCUCCUCCUCCUCCUUCUUGUCCUCUUCAAGUUCGUCAGCCAAACAACCGAUCCUACAGAUUCACGGUGGAGGUAUCAUCGUGAUAUUCUUAUUAUUGGUUCUUGUACUUGGACUUGGGGGCAGUCUACAUUCCUCAUCACGGUGCCUUGAAGUUCUGUAUUGGUCCUCCUGCAGCCACGUGACAACCUCAGGGAGGUCCAAUCACUAUGCAAUUGUGGCCCAGUCCCAACCACGCCCGAGCAACGACUUGAAGAGGAGGAGUUAUCACGCCUGGUUAGGAACCAAAAAGGAGGAGGAGGAGGAGGAGAAGGAGGUGGAGGUGGAGGUGGAGGAGGAGGAGGAGCGUUUUGAAGAUCGGCUUUUCAACCGUUACGCCAAGUCGAAUGCCAAGGAAGAGAGGAGGAUGGAUGUGCCGAACGCCAGGAAGCUCGGUUUAGACUCUGCUCCAAUCCCAGUGCCAAACCCGACGGUAAUCGAACCAACGCUCUUGACUCUCGAGGGAAACUUGUUGGAAAGUUCACCGUGUCCUCGAUGCUACAUCCGUGCACUUUCCCUCUCCUCCGACGACUCCACUGUUUACUUUGCUGAGGAGGAAGGGGUCAACAUUUCCAGCGUCAUUCGACAAGCCGUGUUAGAUGUCUUCUCGCCCUCCUCCUCCUCCUCCCCCUCCCCCUCCUCCUCCUCCUCCUCCUCCUUCUCCUCCUCCUCCUCUGCUUCUUACAUAGUGUCGAAUGUAACGCAGCGAACAGCGGAUAACACUCACUGGACAGCUUUUGCUUCUCUAGAUAGGAACGGCUCGGAGACGCUUUUAGCGACGGCGAUCACUAAUCUUAUUUACGAAGUAGAUGUGAGGGACUACGGGAACAGGAGAGAUUUCAUCGCAAUUGGCGGAGGGCCAACGUACGGCUUUGUGCGGCACCCCACCCAACCCGUCCUCUUCGUCGCUGUGGACAACAGACGCAUCUUGAAAGUCCCAAUGGCCGAGGGAGCAGUUCUCGAAAGCUUUGCCAAUCUGCUUGCCGGCGGCGACAAGAAAGGCAAGCAAGACGGAAGCACGGGUUCUCAAGCUCGAUUCAGCUCACCCCGCCUCCACGGUCGAUGUGUUUCAUCUGACGGCUCUUAUCUGUAUGUAGCCGAUCAAGAUAAUUCUCGGAUCGUCCGCGUGGACACUUUAACUGGGGCAACGUACACGUUAUUUCACACAGAUUCUCCUCCUCCCCCUCCUCCUCCUCCCCCCCCUUCAUCAUCUUCUUCUUCCUCCUCUUUCGACGCCUCUGGUUUGUGGGCAAUACGCUACAAGCCGUCGACUACAGCGAUCACUAAAGACAAUUGCAACCUGUUCUUCACAGGAACGGGCGUGCCGGAUGGGAUCCCGACUGUUAUCCACUGGAUGACCUUUCGCGAACCCCAUGGCCAAGUCCUAAGUGUUAAUGCCGUCGUUCUGCAGAAUACAUCGACGGUUAACGUAAAUUUGACGGCUUUCCCACGCAAGGACUACCCGUUCGGAUCGGGGAUCAAUCAAGGCGCGAGAUUAAUGCUAUCUUCCGAUGAUAGCCGGCUGUAUAUGGGCACUGGUAAUGGAGAGAUAUUCGCAUUCAGAGUAAACCGCUCUGCUCUGUACAACUGUACGGGGGGAGGAUCAUUGGCGCAUGCCACGAGGUAUGGGGUCUCGCUAGCAGCGGUCGUAUCGGGAUCGGUAGCCGUCGCGAUCGCGGUGGUGGUUUGCCUUGUCUUGCUCAUCUGGGUGGCGAAGCGAAAGAAGAUGCUUUGCUGGCGUCGGGGCGACGACACGUGGGGCCGGGACCCCAGCGCGGCUCGUCAGAUCGACAAAGCGAUCCCGACGUCGACGCAAGAUACCUCGCUUUUAUCCACGUCAGCCGCCGCCACGUCUUCUAUCACUUCCGUUCUGUCGAGAUUCUGUUCGUCAUCUUCCGCGGCCUCCGAUGUCGGCGGGGAUGGAGGGGGUAGAGCCAAGGUCCGGGGUCGGGAUCGCGACCACAGGCAACGGCUACAACUGCGGGGGGAGGUCUCCGCCAUGACCCGCGACCUGGGCGGUCUAGACACCCCUCGUCCGAUCCCGUUCUCUGUCCUGGAGAAGGCCACGGACGGAUUCCACAGACGCUUCCGGGUUGUGGGAGCGAGAGGAGGGUUCGGAGAUGUCUACCGUGCGUCUCUGCCCGCCAUAGCCGGGAGCUCGGAGAAGGUCCUCGUCGCCAUCAAAGUGAUGAGAGGGGACCUCAAUCAGGUGAAGCGCAAGCAGUUCCUUGCCGAAGUCAAGACCCUCAGCUGUGCCCGGCAUGCCCAUCUGUGCAAGCUGUCGGGAUACUGCGUAGAGAGGGGGAGUGUCAUCCUCGUUUACCCCUUCAUCUCUGGGGGUAGUCUGUUCGAUCGCCUGCACCGUCGACGACGUGGGGGAGCUAAGCAGCUCCACGCAGGGGUCACGUCAUCCGCGAUUGCAGCUGGAACUGCUGCACCUAAUCGUUGUCCUCCUGUUCUCCCUCUCCCUCCGUCUCCUGCUCCUCCUCCGCCUCCACGUCCAGAUCAUCUAGUGCUUAAUUGGAGAUCGAGGGUCCACGUGGCACAGCAGAUAGGGAUUGCGUUGCGAUACCUGCAUGAAGAGCUGGACCCGCCGCUUCUGCACCGGGACGUAAAGAGCAGCAAUGUGCUUGUUGAAGGGACGGGAGAGCACGUGCGGGCUUAUCUUGCGGACUUUGGCCUCGCACGGCUCGGCAAUCCGAGCUUGAGAGGGGAGAGGGGCAGAGAGACCGUGAAAACCAAUUAUCGAGCUGGUACCAUCGGGUACAUGGCACCAGAGUAUGCGAUCGGAUUGAAGCUGACCGCAAAGAACGACGUGUACGCGUUCGGUGUGAUCUUGUUAGAGAUAGUCACAGGAAAGAAGGCGCUGUUCUGGUCAAGCAAGCCGAGCAGGUAUGAUGGGGGAAACGCUGACGUGCAUGAGGCAGAGGAGGAGGAGGAGGAGGAGGAGGAGGGGGAGGAGGACGUGGACGAAGGGGAGGAGGAGGUGGAGAAUGAGGAGGAGGAGGGGGAGGAGGGGAGGUACGUUGGGUCUGCUGUUGACGAUGAUGAACCCGUCGUUCUUGCCGAGUGGUGCGGCGAGAGAGUCCAAAGCGCGCCGUUCUUGGACACAGACACCUGGAACGAGGUCGUCGAUCGUCAGCUACGACGUUGCUUCGCAGAGAAUGGAUGUAGCGACUGGGAGCGAGUGUCGCUGUGCGGCAUCUUCAAGCUGGGGUGCGACUGCACCCUACAGGACGCCACUUUGAGACCCACGAUGGGAUCCGUCGUGGAGAGAAUCAAGGCCAUCAUGGGAGAUGGAAGGGUUGAGGAGGAGGGUGUUGCAGCGGGAUCCCGACCACAUCGUCAAACCCCCUCCAGCGGAUCUGACGUGGCAUCUUAGUAUCCCUUCCGUUAUGACGUGGGAGCCUCGUUUGACACAAUCAUCGCUUUGUGACGCCGCUCAACCUACAUCC
Chara braunii is the source of this 3585-nucleotide messenger RNA. Lineage: Eukaryota; Viridiplantae; Streptophyta; Charophyceae; Charales; Characeae. The record is from the annotation of a GenBank genome assembly.